AUGGCCGAAGGUGCGUGGUUCCCUCCCCUUCCUCUCGUCUCUUGUUCGGAGCCUUCCUGUAUCUCCCCACAUCCCCUGUUUUCGUGCGAAGUAGAUGCCGGAGCUCGGGCCGCGGAGGAGAGGGGACGGCAAGCUUCCCCUUACGAGGAGGCGUUGGCCUGCUUGUCCUCCCUCAUCACCCGGCGCACCCGGGCCGACGGCGCCAACAAAGGGGAUCAUUUUGAUUUGCUUUUCGACUACAUCAAGGUUUAAUUUUGCCUUCCGCUUCUUCUUCUUCUUCUUCUUCUUCUUCUCCCAGAUUGGUGUCGGUAGAUUUCAUUUUGAAUUCGUCGGGUGCUCGACGAUGUAGAUUCUAGAAUUGGAAGGCCCGAUUUCUCAGCUGCGAGUCAUCCAUGUCGCUGGAACAAAAGGGAAGGUAACAGCAGACUCGCCGAGUGAAUUGUUUCCUCUCUGGAUCUCCGUUCCCUGCGCUGGGCUGAUGAACGGGGUAUCUGCCGACCUAGGGUUCGACGUGCACGUUCUCCGAGUCCAUUCUUCGCUGCUGCGGCUUUCGCACCGGGCUCUUCACGUCUCCUCACCUGAUCGACGUGCGCGAGAGGUUCCGACUGGACGGGUGAGCUCCUAGAACACAAGCUAACGUCGAUCUCAUUGCUGUGCUCUCGGCGGCGUGGCCGGUUCCUCGGAAUUAGCCCUUCCCAAUUGCCUAAAUGCUGGUCGGAUUCCAUAGAUGCGAUAUCUCCGAGGAGAAGUUUUUGGAGUACUUCUGGUGGUGCUGGCGCAGACUGCAGGUGGGCAAACACCAUUCACACCGUUUCCAGUUUCCGAGGAUUUCUGCCGGCUUACAUCGUCUGAUACGGCGGUCUCUUCUCCUCUCCGAGGAGCGACCUCGCCGUCCUCUUCAAUGAUUACCGAUCUUCUUGCCUCCACGAUAAUGCCUGCUCGCUAUAUUCUUUCUCCCUCUUUCAUGAUUCUACCAGCUGGUUCGCAGGAGAAAACCAACGAAGAUGUUCCCAUGCCCUCCUAUUUCCGGUUCCUUGCCCUGCUUGCGUUCAAGAUAUUCGCCGCUGAGAAGGUCCGUUCUACAGCCAUUUUUCUCUGGCCCCUUUGUUGAGAAUAUGGUUUCCAUACAGUUGUCAUAGCACCCAUCAUCAUUAUCUAUCAGAAAGUCGUCGUUUUUUGUCAACAGCCGUGGAGCAAGGUCGUGUUUCUUUCUACUUCCCCGCAUGGUUUCUACUGGACCUGUAGUCACAGUGGUUCAGUUCUCGUGAUGUCUCGCAAUUUCCUGAAUGAGUUGAGACGACGUGCAGGAGGUGGAAGAAAGAACAAACCGACCUCUUAUGAUGCUGCUAAUCAGCUCAGUGGAUGACAAUCAGAAACGCACACCAAGAUAUGAAAAGAGAGAGAGAGAGAGAGAGAGAGAGAGAGAGCGAUCUUGGGUAACUUUGAAAUCAUGUCUCAACAGUUUCAGUAGAUGAAUGAAGUCUAGACAAGCUGUUUUGCGACAGUGUUUUGCAAACUUGCCGUUCUUCAAGGCUCCCCAGCUCCAGAUAUCCUCUGUAGGAGACUUAGAAUCUUUAUCAGGUCAAUAUCUUGCCUUCUGUUGGGCAAGAUAUUGCAGAGAACAGGUUAAGUGAUCAAAAAAAUGUUUUCUUUUCUUGUCACCACCUCCUUUAUCACAACCCUUCAUUGAGUUCCACAUUAGAUCAGACGAUUCAGACUCAAGUCUGGGUAAACGUCGACACAACGAGGGUUGACUUGUCUGGCUCGUCGGAUCUUUGUUGGAGACUUUGACCUUGCUACUUUAGCACCAACUAUGGAAGGGUGGGUCUCCUCUGCGUGGGGAUGUGGAAGAUGUUCAAGCCAGUGAAUAAUCUCAGCGAUUAGUAGUUCCUCCUCCCAGGAGAUUAAUUGAUGACAGUGAUGUGAAUAAUGUGUUCUAAACGUAUGCUGUUUAUUAGUCUGAGGAGAAUUUUUGAGUUAUGAAACAGAAAUGCUUCUCUAAAAAAAUGAAGGAUUCGGGAAUGAGCCCCCUCACCUGAUCUACACUUUCUCCAUGAAGGUAGAUGUGGCAAUUCUAGAAGUCGGCCUGGGCGGAAAGUUCGACGCAACUAAUGUGGUGCGUGAGUCAUCGAUUCGUCGCCGUUCAAUAUCUUCUCUUUAUCCAAUUGGGCUCUGUUGAAAACAAGAUCACGAGCAUCUGGUUUCUCCUUCUCAUGCCGACUUUUUGAAUCGAGUGGGCCCGGGGUUGACUAUCGGUACUUGUUCUUCAGGUGCAGGCACCUGUUGUCUGCGGAAUUUCUUCUCUGGGCUAUGACCACAUGGAAAUUCUUGGUAAUUUAUCUGGCACCAAGUCUCUGCUUUCUUCCUAAUCACCCCUACUAUCUAUCUAUCUAUCUAUCUAUCUAUCAGGCAUAUGAAAAAUCUGGGUUUUUCGGAUCUAUUUCUGGAUGGACUGAGAUAUCUAGCCUCGAGUGGUUUUCCUCAUCACAUGCUGCAGCUGUUUUCUCUUCGGCAACAGUUAUUUGACAAUGUCUGGUUCAUCCUUUGCCGGGCUGGACAGGAAACACGCUCAGAGAAAUCGCCGGGGAGAAGGCCGGCAUCCUCAAGGUUUUCCUCUGCAGUGAACUCUCAGAGAACAGCUCUCUGGACCGUGUUUCAGAACCUCUAUGCCAUCUCAAUUUCUCCUUUCAUUUCAUCACAGCAUGGCGUUCCGGCCUUCACUGUCCCUCAGCCCGAAGAAGCAAUGGCCGCCCUCAAGGAGAAGGCCUCCCAGCUGGGAGUAAGUUCCUUGGCUCCCAGGCUAAUACGUAGACAUUUACUUCUGCUCUGAAACCGUGCACCUGAUAGAUCCCUCUGGAGGUGGCGCCGCCGCUGGAUACAUGGUCACUAAAGGGCCAGAAGCUUGGGCUCCAAGGGGAGCAUCAAUAUGCAAAUGCGGGCCUUGCGGUCGUCUUGUGUCGCACCUGGCUCCAAAGGACUGGAAAUAUGGGGGAGGCCCUUCUUCCAUGUGGCGUGAGUAUCCUUCUGAAGAAAUUUCUCCUUCUCUAUGCUAUACAGAGAAGAUGAUCCUCUGUUUUCCAUUUGGCGCAGGCCGAUCUACCCGAGCAGUUCAUCAGAGGGCUGGCGACAAGCCAGAUGCAGGGCCGCGCCCAAGUCGUCGUUGACCCGGUCGUCAGCCAUCAGGGUCCAAGGAAUUCUGGUUUCAGGCCUCUGGUUUUCUAUUUGGACGGUGCUCACAGCCCAGAGAGCAUGGAAAUGUGCGCGAAAUGGUUUUCUUCCAUCAUCAAGGAAGACUCCCAGGAGGAGGGCCCGGGGGAAGGGAGGUUGGACGAUAAUGCCAAUGCCCAGCAGGUGACAGAUUGCUUUUCUUCUUUCUUUCUUCUUUGUGUGUGUGUGUGUGUUCUUGUAGGUGAUGCUAAAACCAGACGAACUGCAGAUCCUUUUGUUUAAUUGCAUGCCUCAGAGAGACCCUCGGUUGCUUCUCCCGCGCUUGCUGAAUACCUGCUCUAAUCAUGGUAAUCGAUGCCUCCUUUUGUUCUGAAGAUGCCGAUUCUGCCAUGGGUUGCUGCAUAAUCCGCCCUCCUUGCGAUUGGAUUCCAGGGGUCCACUUCCACAAGGCCAUCUUUGUCCCCAGCCAGUCAGCAUUCAACCAGGUGGGCUCCCACUCGCCGCCGGCGGACAGUCCUCAGGUUGAUCUCUCAUGGCAGAGGACACUCCAGAGAGCGUGGGAGAGCCUCCAUGGCGGAGACAGAGGUAUCCUCCUGCUUCGCGCUGAAAGUCAAAAGGGUUUUGAUCCGGGAUGCUUGAAUUUCACAAACCAAGAAAAAAAAUAUGAAUAGGCAUCGAUCGGUAUGCUCAGGGGGAGCCUUGUUCUGUCUCAAUGUGAUUCCAGAUUCGGUCAACGAGGCCAAGGAAGAUGCCCGGCCGGAUGCCGCGGAGUACACGAGGAGCUGCGUAUUUCCUUCUCUCCCUCUGGCUAUCAAGUGGCUGAGAGACGGCUCCCAGCAGAAUCAGAUCGUUCGUUUCCAGGUAUGCAGAAAAAGACAAGUUUUUUUUGGCUGCGGCCUUCCUUCCGGACCUCUGCCCGUUGACCCGCGGGUUUUGUUGGCUUCCUCGCCGUUUAGGUGCUGGUGACCGGGUCCCUGCAUCUGGUGGGCGAUGUGCUGAGAUUGCUGAAGAGGUGA
Spirodela intermedia is the source of this 4184-nucleotide messenger RNA. Lineage: Eukaryota; Viridiplantae; Streptophyta; Magnoliopsida; Alismatales; Araceae. The record is from the annotation of a GenBank genome assembly.